Molecule: messenger RNA, 5770 nt
Organism: Labeo rohita (rohu)
Lineage: Eukaryota; Metazoa; Chordata; Actinopteri; Cypriniformes; Cyprinidae
Gene: ctdsp1
Product: CTD (carboxy-terminal domain, RNA polymerase II, polypeptide A) small phosphatase 1
Exons: 6
Coding region: 55-3861 (1268 amino acids)
Molecular function (GO): RNA polymerase II CTD heptapeptide repeat phosphatase activity
Source: RefSeq, a predicted model, not a curated record
GUGUCCUGAAGGCGGGCUGAGUGCAGGGUUCAGUGGAGUCUCAACCCCUCUGUCAUGUCAACGUGCACAUUGCUGCUGGUGUCUCAGGCAGGCUGUGGGCUCAGCGAAUCCCUUCAGCCUUGCGAGCCUUCUCUGCAAACGCAGAUCUCUGACUCUACUUGCAGGCUCUCUGGAGAAAGCAAACCUAUGGGAGAAUGUUUGGACUGUUUCCCUUCUUCUGACCUCUGCCAGUGCUUUGGAGAACGGAUGUCUUUUGUCGAAAGCAACAUUACUAAAUACUUGGAAUCCUCUGCCUUUUUUAAAAGCCAGCACUCUGAAGUAAGCAUGCCCGCUGAACUGUGCUUUGGCCAUUCUGAGGUCUCUGGACAAGGAGAUCCUAAAAAGGAAAACCAGGAACGUGUUGCAGAACUGUGCGCAGAAGAAGAAGCACUUAUUGAAUCCGCUGCACACCAAAAUGCCAUCAAGGCUGAUGGACUUUGCAUUGAAAAUGGUCAAAUCAACGGUGAAUUUUCAGAUCAGUCUUGCUCAUCUGGAUACGACUCUUUGUUGGACAGCUGCUCUGAGCACAGUGAGUGUUUUGAAACAAGCAGUUCUUCAGUUGACUUGGUUGAAAUAAGACAGAACGACGAACUUAGCAUUGCAUUUGAGCCGAGUGAUCAAAGCGAGAUUUCUGAACAAGAUGCCGAACAGUUAACUUUAUCUGAGAUGAGCCUAGACGAUUGUGAGUCUUUUCAACAAGAUGAUGUAGAACAACAAGAUGAUGCAGAACAGAUCUUUUUAACUGAGAUGAGACUAGGUAAUUGUGACUCUUUUGAACAUGAUGAAGUACAGUUAAACCCAUUGGAGACGAGCUCAGAUCUUUAUGAGUUUAUUCCACAAGAUGAUGGAGAACUGCUAACUUCAUCUGAGUUUAGCCCAGACUGUUUUCAACAAGAUGAUGCAGAAGAAAUCAUCUCAUCUGAGAUGAGCCUAGAUGAUUGUGAAUCUUUACCUCAAGAUGAUGCAGAAGGAGAUCUUUGUGAUUCCUAUCCACAAGCUGAUGUUGAGUCCUCACAAUUAGAUGCUUCAGAUCACGAAUGUGAUUCUGAAUGUGAUGCAGAACAUCAGGAACAGUACAGCGAGUAUGAAAACAGCAUAUCUGAAGACAACCUAUCUGAUCAAAACAGUGUAGUUGAACUAGAUUCUAAAGACUGCGAGACAUCUACACAGUCCGAACUUAACAAUCAAAACAAGCUUGAUAAAUACCAUGCCACACAUUUUGAAUCCCCUGAACUGUGUCAGGACUCUAAAGAAAGUAAGCCAUCUGACCACUGUGUGUCCCUUGAGCACAUGCAGCUUACUGGGCAAAUGUACACCGCUGAUGACAGAGUUCUUCUAAACAGCCUAGAUGGUUGCACUUGUUUGUCGAAGAACUUUGAUUGUAGUCUGACCUUUGAUUCCCCAACUGAAGGGUAUCAAGACUGUGACCCACUUUGUGAACACAGCGAAUCCCCUGUAUGUUUUAAGACUUUAGAACAAUGCACAAGCUGUGGAACUUAUUUCGAGAAAUGGGAUGUCCGUGAACAAUGCACUCCCUCUGUGCCCACUGACCAUUCUGAAGGCCCACAUCCAAGCGGACUUGAAGAAAAAUGCCCCGAGUCUUCAAAAACACACAGCUCUGUCUUUCACAACCCUGACAUAGCCAAAGAAAAUUUGCCUAAUCAUAGGGGAACUCAGGUUAGGAAGCCCGAGUCCGAUGCCAUGUUUUCUGGAUCGAUGGAAACCUUUGAGGCUCGGUGGCUUUCUCAAUUUCUUACUGAUCUUUUGAGGCACAAUAAAGAGGCUUCAAGUCUUGCUGCUGAAAUCAGUCAGUCAAAUGAAGAGGUAGAAACCCCUGAAGUUGUAGAUUGUAAGCAUGAAGCUCAAGGUUUGGAUAUCUGUAGAAAGCUCUGCAGAAAGUGUGACGAGUUGGAGAACGGGCCUCAGUCUUUUCAACCUGCUGAUGAUGAGAAGAUAAAGUUUGAACGCCACUCGAAUUUGGACAUCUCCCUGGAUGCAAUGACCACAGCAGCUUCAGACGAAUCGAGUGAGGAGGAGUAUGGUGACUGCAUGGAUGGUAAAAGUCAAGAUAGCUCUGAAACCGAUGAGUCUUUCAAAAGUUUUGUUGAGUCUGAAUCGUUUGAGAUCUUCUCAGAUCAACCAUGUGAGAAGGAAAACCUCCUUGGAGAGGAUGACGAGUCCUUGAGUCACAAUCUGCAUUCAGAUGAAUACUCUGAUGAAGAUAAUGACAGGAACUUCAAUAUGUAUACACAGGAAAGGUUAGAUGCUUGUGAAGAUGCAUGUGAGAUUGAUUCUGAGCAACAAGUGACAGGAAAGGAAAGCAUUAAAACAUAUGCUGAAGCUGUAGCUGUUGGACUCCCAGUUGACCCGGGUCAGAUCCAUGAAUGUGCCAAACCAGAUGAGGUCCAUGAAACUGAAGAUUAUGAGCCUGCUUUUAUGGAUGAAUGCUUCUCGUUGUAUUCUGAGGGCAGGGAUGAUGAACCUUCCCACAAAAAUGGAGAGGUCAUUGAUGCUAAUAUGGAUGUGCAGGUGUCCUGUGUUGCAGCUGUUGAAGCUUAUGGACUUGAAGAAGUGGUUGAAAAUGCUUUCGAUGGUGGUUCCACAGAAUUGUGUGCUGUGAAGGACACACUUCAAGAAGGUGAUACUUCAGAAUCACCUGUUGAAGAAAGUACGUUGUUAGAAAAUGAGGUCAGUCAAGAUUUAACUGAAGAUACAGAAAAUGUACAAGAUCUCAGUUCUGUGGUUGAAACUGAUGGAAACAAGAAGGCGGAUUCUGACUUUGAUGAAACCGAUGAGGCUCAUGGUCCUUGUUGUGGAGAGAUUGAAACUACUGAAGAUGAAGAAACAACCCUGUUUGACUUUGAGGAUGUUGUGGGAUGUUCUAAGGAAGGUAAAGAGACCCCAACUGCUGAUCAACUGGUCUCUUGUGCCUUUGAGGAGCAGUCAAACACAGAGACUAGCUCUCUUUGCGUAUCAGAUGGUCAGCAAGAGACCUAUACCGAGCCUAUAGACACUUCUGGACUCCUUGAUCCUCCUGGAACAGAUGGUCUGUCUGAGGAGAACCAGAAAAAUGAAAAAUUAGAGGAGCUUAUACAUCAGGUUGCGAGAAGUGAAGCAUCUGAACAAGACACGUUAUUAAAGUCUGACCAAAAAAACAGUGAACAGAGUUAUUCUUAUGAUGAGAGUGAUGUAUCUGAAGAUGAAGAAUACCCAGAGGACUGUGAUUGUGAAUUCUGUCUACCGCCCACAGAUCAGGUCCCAGCCAAACCACUUCUUCCACAGAUAAAGUCUAAAGAUGUAGGGAAGAUCUGUGUAGUCAUUGAUCUGGAUGAAACACUAGUCCACAGUUCAUUCAAGCCGGUAAACAAUGCUGACUUUAUCAUUCCAGUGGAAAUUGAUGGGACAGUACAUCAGGUGUAUGUGUUGAAGAGACCUCAUGUUGACGAGUUCCUCAAACGGAUGGGUGAACUGUUCGAGUGUGUGUUAUUCACUGCAAGCUUAGCCAAGUAUGCUGAUCCCGUCUCGGAUCUGCUGGACAAGUGGGGAGCUUUCCGAAGCCGUCUUUUCCGGGAAUCUUGUGUGUUCCACCGUGGAAAUUAUGUCAAGGACCUAAGCCGUCUAGGCAGGGACCUCAACAAAGUCAUCAUUGUGGACAACUCGCCAGCCUCCUACAUCUUCCACCCAGACAAUGCUGUACCUGUAGCCUCCUGGUUUGAUGACAUGUCUGACACAGAGCUGCUGGAUCUCAUCCCUUUCUUCGAGAGACUGAGUAAAGUGGAUAAUGUCUACACUGUUCUGAAGCAGCAGAGGACUACUAGCUAGCACGACACUAAAGGCAGCUGUCAAUAUGGGGCCAGGGAGGCUGCUGGGCUCGGAGCACCACACUGCUUCCCCCUAACAGGACCAGCCACUAGCUCAGUCCUCAUCACCUACCCAGAAUUCCAUUCACACGAUGUUUGAUAGAGAAAAAGAAGUUGAAUGACAGAACUGUGAAGGACUGCUUUAGCUAUUAUCUGCAUACAAUAAGAAGCUGAUUGUUUUAACACUCAAUUGCGUGAAUCCCAGGAAAGCGGGAAAGGCCGUAUUUCACCCUAAAGUCAAAGAAUGCAAACUAUAUUUUGCUUAAAGAAAAAUAUGACAUUAUUUUGACAACUAAGCACAUUCCCUCAGAUUUUUGCCGUAAAAAUGCAAACUUAUAUUUACUGUAAUGUGCAAAAUAUAUAUAUAUAUUAUUUAAAUUGUAUUGUAUUUAUACAUUAUGGUUGUAUUUGUUGUACUGCCUUUAAUUUAUGCUUCUUUAUGCAAAGUACUGUAUUACAGUAAUGUAAUGAAAAUCACCAUUGUGAAUAAUAAUAGAAUUUACAAAAAGAAAAAAAAAUUGCAGAAUAUCCAGAUUUAUUAUGGUAAAAAAUGAGGGACAAAUUGUUUAAUUGCCAUUAAUUUUGCAGUGCAAAAAGCUGUUUUCUUUAUGCAAAUAUUAUUUUGUAUUCAUUUUUCUUUUGAUUUUAGAGUGAAAUGUGGCCUAUGCAUGUUUUCGUGCGAUUCACCCCAAAAGUGUUACUCCUCCUUUGCAACUCUUUCAUUUUCAUGGUUGAGGGAAGCCUUGUUAAAAUGAAACAAGUUGAUUGUCCUCUUUGUUUGGAGUUGAAAAGAUGUUUUUUUUAAGAAAAUGACUUCCUCUUCUUGGGUUCGCAUCUUGAGUUAAACUUCCCUCAUUCCCUGUGUUUAACGAGUUUACUUCAAGAUCUCAAGUGAGGAUGAAACCAUGAAUGGCAAUCACAUGGAAUAAUAUGCUGUCUUUUUUAUCUCCCAACUUUUUUCGGACUCUAAAACAAGCAUUCAUCCAUUUAUUGUUCAAAAAUCAUGUUUUUUUUAAUCCCUCCUUCUCCGAUUUCUAAAUCAGAUAUGAAAGAGUCAUGAUGCAAUCAGCCAGCACUUGAAAUUCAAGUUUCACAAAGCGACAGAUGUAAGAAAGGGAAAUCGGUCCGGCACUCACCGUGCCACGCGGCCCGUUUUCACUCCGAAGGUUAAGCUAGCUUUCGAAUCAUAUUCAGUAUGCUUUAUUUUGUCUAAUGCGAGGUCAUUCGCCGUGGCCUUAAAAUUACUGUAGCAAAAAUUCGUCAGACAAUAUCAAAGUGGUCUUAUUUACAAAAUCAGAGUGUCUGAUACUGUAUAGUUUUAAAUUCAUAACAGUAUGCCAUUUGUGUGUUUGUAUUAAUCAAAACGAGUAAAGAAUACUGGAAUCAAAUCUUGAUUUGUCAGUGGAAACAGAUGUUCAACUUGUAAUGCCUUAACUCUCCAUUAGAUCACUAAGCUGUCAGAUGGUUCAUUGAGAAAGUGAUUUGGGCAUUGGGGUAAGCUUGCUGUACCGUGGACUGGAGAGCCCCUGUUAAUGUGCAGUUGACGUGCCUUCUUGUUAGUUGCCAUUUAAUAUGGAGGGUUUUCCUAAUGGGGAUCGUAUACUUGCUCAGCACUAUCUGAGUUGAUUGUUUUGCAAGUGCCAAUAUUGAUGUUUCGAGACAUAAUGGUGAUGUUCGUGUGUCCGGGAGAGAGUGGAAAGAUGAUGUUAUGGUUUUUAAUACUGGUGUUUUGUCCAUUUUUCAGUGUUUGACUUUUUAAAUAGGUUUGGUGAUGGCCAAACAUUUGCCAUCUCUAUAUUUGUGAUAUUAAUGAAAAUAGUGCUGUGCCAUGGAGAAAAAAAAGAUUUUGUUAUUCAUAAAAGUUUAAAGAG